UUCCUCCUCUCCUCGUUCUUCAGCUCGUCGCGACGUCGCCUCAUGCCUUUCGGUUCCCGAGGUUUUGCAGUCGCUAAAACCCUACUCGACCGGGAGCAGGAAAAAGACAGUUGACCGACGAGGUUCCGAGGCCAGGGACGCGGUAGCGAAGCUCACAGUCUUGGUUUAACCUUCUGGAGGGUUGAGUCGUUUCACGAGCGGCGAGUUAGGGACCCGUCGGAAGCACAAGUCGAGCGGAUUGGCCUCUAACAGUCUAUCGGCGAGGAUCCAGUUAGCUUUCUCAUAGGUGUUGUGUCUGUUGAAGGUGUUCUAGGAAAUGUCUGCUGAGGCGAAAUUAAGGGUGAAGCUAAAGAAGAAACUUAAACCUGCCAUACGGAAUUCUAAGAAGCUUGGGGAAGGAAAUGCUGUUGCUGUGGAUCAAUCUUCUCACAAGGACGAUAAAGUUUUCAAGAAGGCGAAGGAAUUGAGGAGGGAUCAGAAAUCAAAUUCGGGCAUGGUUAGUAAAAUUAAAUCCGCAGCUUCUGAUAGGAGAAAGAAACGGAUUUAUGCUGGAAGGGACAAGGAUGGGGAGGAAAUGUCCCAGGAUCGUAGAGAGCCAGCAGAUAUGAAGUCUUCAUUCAGAAAAGGACAGAAGCAGUUGGAACUCAACUCUGUUUCAGUAAAAGGCAGUAAAGUAUCGCAUCGCACCAUGUGGGUUUCUGGCGGAGUGAAUGAUGCUAUUUCCGAGGUUCAGGAUUCUUCCUUGGAGUUCAAAAGGAAAGGGAAAAAAGUUGAAGUUUCCAAGACAAAUCUGAAAAACAAGACGAAGGAGGCGGGGAAGAAGAACGAUGCUGGUGGAACUGAUUUGUUGAGGAAGCAUAUGAAGGGCAAAUUGGAGGCAGGCAAGCAUUUGAGCCAGCUUCAGAACAAGCGUAUGGACACUUCUCUUCCAAAACUUGUUACAAAAAAUGCAUCGAGGAAAAUAGGCGUGGAUGAUAAUUCUGAUGUAAAAGAUGACCCGCCCAAGAAAAGGAAGCGUAUACGCCUAGAUCCAUAUGAUAUUUCAAAUAAGCGGCUAGAUGACAACAUACUCCUCAAGGAGAAUACCAAAGAGAACGAAGAACCUGAAAAGAAAGAUGAGAUGUCAAAUAAUGCUCGGUUCCGUGCAAUACAGCCUUGCCCCUCUAUCCUUUCCUUUGUUGAGGAUAAUCUGCUUGGGCGUAGACGAGUGAUUGAGCUUCAGAGGGCCGGCUACAACGUGGAUCUUUCUGCCCCUUUGGACAACAUACCCUUGUCAACGAGUUCCGAAAGAGAGAGGAUUGAAGAAAAUGUGUUCAGGAACAAAUUAAGCUUUUUUGCUGCUGCAAAUGUCUCAUCAUCGUUUCCAAGCCCGGACCUUCCGGAGAUUGCAUUUGCAGGAAGGUCAAAUGUUGGAAAAUCAUCACUAUUAAAUGCACUCACCAGACAAUGGGGUGUUGUUAGGACAUCAGAUAAGCCUGGACUUACUCAGACAAUUAAUUUCUUCAACCUAGGAUCCAAGCUCUGCUUGGUUGAUUUGCCUGGAUAUGGCUUUGCUUAUGCGAAAGAAGAAGUCAAAGAUGCUUGGGAGGAGCUUGUAAAGGAGUACGUCUCCACAAGAAUCGGCUUGAAGCGAGUUUGUUUACUCGUUGAUACAAAAUGGGGUCUGAAACCAAGGGAUCAUGAACUCGUUGAUUUGAUGGAAAGAUCUCAAACUAAAUAUCAGAUUGUUCUAACCAAGACAGAUCUGGUGUUUCCAAUUGAUGUGGCGCGCCGUGCAAUGCAAAUUGAAGAGAGUCUGAGCUCAAACAAGUCCAUCAUUCAACCUGUGAUGAUGGUGAGCUCAAAAUCUGGAGCUGGUAUGAGAACUCUGAGGACUGUGCUUGCCAAGAUUGCUCGAUUCGCCAAAGCAUAGUAUUGAAUGAGGUCUUCCAGUUAAAUUAUGAAUACAUUGACAUCUAGCUACUUUUAUCUGAGUCCAUUGAUUAGCAUGUUCGCGAUCUGAUUAUGUUUUGCUUUUGUCUUUGAACCAGCCCAAAUGUUGCCUGUAGCAAACCAGGGAAAGAAGUUGGGUAGUGCUGUGUGCUAUUGUCUCCAGGUCAGUUUUCCUUAGGCAUCGCCAACUAUUGAUGCUGGGUUCUGGGCCUUAAAUUGGGUUGGCUUUCUUCCCUUUCUUUCAAGGGUCAUAUGGAGAGUUGGGAUUUGGAUGAACCAGUGGCGUAAUGGUAGCAAGAGGAAUUGGCCGCCUCUGCUGGAGCACCUGACCUAUUGAAAGAUUGCACAGUGACAGUGUUCCUCAUUGCGAGUUAGGUAGGCUGUAUUUGGCAGCCGAAUCAUCUUUACCAUCUGCGAGUACUGCAGGAAUCAGUACCAUGAGCGAUUUCUUCGGGUUUUUGGUGAAGUCCAUUUCUGUUAUAGUUUCAACUGAUGACAAGAAAAUC
Rhodamnia argentea is the source of this 2438-nucleotide messenger RNA. RefSeq lists its product as uncharacterized. NCBI's taxonomy places the organism in Eukaryota, Viridiplantae, Streptophyta, Magnoliopsida, Myrtales, Myrtaceae. The record is from RefSeq and is a predicted model, not a curated record. The coding region runs from base 317 to 1912 and encodes 531 amino acids. Gene Ontology annotation, molecular function: GTP binding. The transcript has 12 exons.